GAAUCGCUGCCAGUGAUAACCGAACAUCCGCUUGAUGUGAUUGUAGCGAAGGGUGAACCAGCGACAUUAAAUUGUGCAGCAAAGGGACCCGAUAUACAAAUUUUAUGGUUCAAAGAUGGUGAACCAGUAACGACAAGUAAAGAAGAGAUUAAUUCACAUCGUUUAGUUCUCAGCACUGGUGCAUUAUUUCUUCUUCGUGUUAAUAAUGGAAAAAGUGGAAAAGAUGCCGAUUCGGGAGUGUAUUACUGUGUUGCCAAAAAUAAAUAUGGUGAGGCGCGUUCAAGAGAAGCAACGUUGAAAAUUGCGAUGUUGAAAGAUGAUUUUCGAGUUAGACCGAGGACUCUCCAGGCUAUCAUUGGUAAUCGUGCGAUUCUAGAAUGUUCGCCUCCUCGCGGAUUUCCAGAUCCAGUUGUUUCAUGGAGAAAAGAUGAGCGUGAGCUUAAUCCUCAAGAUGAUCCAAGGAUAACUUUGCAUCCUGGUGGAAAUCUCAUUAUAGAUAAAGUUGAACGAUCAGAUAGCGGUUUUUACCAAUGUAUUGCCACAAAUAUGGUUGGUGAAAAAAUCUCAAAUCCGGCUCGAUUGUCAGUUCACGAGAAACCUCAUUUUCUGCAAGAACCACGCGAUGUUACAGCGGAAGUUGGUUCAUCAAUAAUGUUUGAUUGUCGUGUUUCUGGUGAUCCAGUGCCGUCAAUAACAUGGAAAAAAAGAAACCAACAAAUGCCUGUUGGUCGUGCCUAUAUCGCUGCUGAUAAUAAGGGCCUUCGUAUUGAUAGGAUUCAACCAAGUGAUGAAGGUGAAUAUUUAUGUCAAGCAAAAAAUCCUGUUGGCAGUAUAGAAACAUCUGCUCGUUUACGAGUUCACUCUAAACCUUCAUUUAUAAAAACGCCUUUGGAUGUUAGUGUGGAAAUUGGUGAAGUGGCUAAAUUCGAAUGUGAAGGUGAAGGACAACCAAGUCCAGCAAUAUUUUGGUCGAGAGAAGGGCAACAGGACCUCUUAUUUCCUGGACACGUUUCGCAAGAUGGUCGAAUUAAAGUCGAUGCGAGCGGUGAAUUAACAAUAGUAAAUGUGAAACCAUCAGAUAGAGGCAAUUACGUUUGCGCUAUCAUGAAUGCUGCUGGAAGUAGUCUAGCUAAGGCUGCACUUAAAAUUAAUGACGCAAGUACUGUUUAUAAACUUUUUGUAGAAUAUCUUCAUUCUGUUGAAAAAAAGGCCGAAAUGCUGAUUGAUAGAAAGACAAGAAAAAGGGAUUGUUAG
This is a messenger RNA of Dracunculus medinensis (Guinea worm), 1254 nucleotides long. The record is from the annotation of a GenBank genome assembly. NCBI's taxonomy places the organism in Eukaryota, Metazoa, Nematoda, Chromadorea, Rhabditida, Dracunculidae.